UAGAGAUUGGUGAAAGUGUGAGAGGAGAAGAUGUGUAUAUCAUCCAAAGUGGCUGUGGAGAAAUAAAUGACAACUUAAUGGAAUUGCUCAUCAUGAUCAAUGCUUGCAAGAUUGCAUCAUCCUCCAGAGUGACUGCUGUAAUUCCUUGUUUUCCGUAUGCCAGGCAAGAUAAGAAAGACAAGAAGGGGUCCGUGGAGCGUUGGAGUCGUGCUCCAAUCUCUGCAAAACUUGUUGCCAACAUGCUGUCAGUUGCAGGGGCUGACCACAUCAUCACCAUGGACUUGCAUGCUUCUCAGAUCCAGGGUUUCUUUGACAUUCCAGUCGAUAACCUGUAUGCAGAACCUGCAGUGCUGCAGUGGAUUAAGGAGAACAUUUUGGAGUGGAGAAACUGUAUCAUAGUCUCACCUGAUGCAGGUGGUGCAAAAAGGGUUACUUCAAUUGCUGACAGACUGAAUGUGGAAUUUGCUCUCAUUCAUAAGGAAAGAAAGAAGGCAAAUGAAGUGGACAGAAUGGUCUUGGUUGGUGACGUGAAAGACAGAGUAGCAAUUCUUGUCGAUGAUAUGGCUGACACAUGUGGCACAAUAUGUCACGCAGCAGAAAAGCUAGUAUCUGCUGGAGCUACCAAAGUUUAUGCCAUUCUUACUCAUGGCAUCUUUUCUGGUCCUGCAAUUUCUCGGAUUAAUAAUGCAUCAUUUGAGGCUGUUGUGGUAACUAAUACAAUCCCCCAAGAAGAGAAAAUGAAACACUGCCCAAAAAUUCAGUUUAUUGACAUUUCCAUGAUCCUGGCUGAGGCAAUUCGAAGAACACACAAUGGUGAAUCUGUGUCUUACCUGUUCAGUCAUGUCCCCUUGUAACUCCAGGAGGUUUCAUGUCAUCUUUGCAAAGGUCCCUUCAGCUAGCACUGUUGUUUUUAGCAAUGCAUUUCAAUCACAAGAAAGAAGUAUCUUUGUACAAUUCCAGUAUGUUUAAUUAUAUAUUUGUCUUGUAACUACCACUUGUUCUUUGUGAAUGGUCAGUAAAUCUGUCUUGCAGAAA
Messenger RNA from Opisthocomus hoazin, 1035 nucleotides. The record is from RefSeq and is a predicted model, not a curated record. NCBI's taxonomy places the organism in Eukaryota, Metazoa, Chordata, Aves, Opisthocomiformes, Opisthocomidae.